Messenger RNA from Panicum virgatum (switchgrass), 1223 nucleotides. RefSeq names its product heavy metal-associated isoprenylated plant protein 20-like. The coding region runs from base 317 to 772 and encodes 151 amino acids. Gene Ontology annotation, molecular function: metal ion binding. Lineage: Eukaryota; Viridiplantae; Streptophyta; Magnoliopsida; Poales; Poaceae. The record is from RefSeq and is a predicted model, not a curated record. The transcript is spliced from 2 exons.
CGCAUCGACACGGGAUGAUAAUAGACAAAAAGGCCGGCGCCCAUCCUGACCAUACAAACUUUAUUGCUUUCGAGUAAUACUGGACCACGUAUGUAUGCAAAAUCAGCCAGCGGUAUGCCAGAUGCACUUUCUGCACAGACCUUUCUCUGGCAGGGAGGGUGCAGGCACUAUAUAAUCCUCUCCUUGCCUUCUGCUUCAAUCCUGAUCUUCUAUUCCACCCCUGGCCGAGCACAGGUAUACACCAGAAACGACGACGAAGCCUUGCUACUCUGUUCAUAGCCUCGACGUACAGUUGGUGAGGCACACCAGAAACACCAUGGGCAUCCUGGACCACUUGUCCGAUGUCUGCAGCAUCACGGAGACGAAGGAGGCCCUCAAGCUCCGAAAGAAGCGCCCGCUGCAGACGGUAAACAUCAAGGUGAAGAUGGACUGCGAGGGGUGCGAGCGGCGGGUGAAGAGCGCCGUCAAGUCGAUGCGGGGCGUGACCAGCGUGGUGGUGAACCCGAAGCAGAGCAAGUGCACCGUGACGGGGUAUGUGGAGCCGGCCAAGGUGCUGGAGCGGGUGAAGAGCACGGGCAAGGCGGCGGAGAUGUGGCCCUACGUGCCAUACACGAUGACCACCUACCCCUACGUCGGCGGCGCCUACGACAAGAAGGCCCCGGCGGGCUUCGUCCGCAGCGCGCCGCAGGCCAUGGCCGACCCCAGCGCGCCCGAGGUCAGGUACAUGAACAUGUUCAGCGACGAGAACGUCAACGCAUGCACCGUCAUGUGAUGAUCCCGGGCGUGAGCCGCUGGCUGGGGAUGGCUGUGGCCAUGGCCAUGGAUGCGCUCGUAUGUAUGCUAGCAUGUUCAGACGGAGGGCUAAAGAGAAAUAUGUUUGCCUCUAAUGAGUUUGUAUGUGUUAGGUGCAUUAAUGUCGACCAUGUGUUUGGUUCCCAACAAGAAAAGCAAGUAGAAUGAGUAGCUAAUUUUGGGCUCUCUUUGGGAGCGUACUACACUCCAGCUGCUGCAUAACGCCAUAUCGAUUUUUAGCAUUUGUCGUGGCUAUGUUUGGACCCGGAUCUGAUCAACGCUUAGUUCCGGAUCCAACAGUUAAGUGGAAGUUCAGGUUUUGAUUUGGGAAAUUGUAUUUGAGUUGGUUUAAGCAUAUUUCAUGAUAUACUAACUCUCCACAGAUCCAGACCUUCCCACCCUAUAAAUAUAAAUGGAGGGAAUUAAAUCUA